This is a messenger RNA of Anarrhichthys ocellatus (wolf-eel), 8319 nucleotides long. Its product is annotated as KIAA1549-like a. The transcript is spliced from 24 exons. The record is from RefSeq and is a predicted model, not a curated record. NCBI's taxonomy places the organism in Eukaryota, Metazoa, Chordata, Actinopteri, Perciformes, Anarhichadidae. Bases 260 to 4942 code for a protein of 1560 amino acids.
GGCAGCGGAGAUGAGGAGCGCUCUGCGGUCGCAGUAGGGACAUCGGACUCCACGCACAGAAACAGAAACAGUGAGACGCGGGAGGAACAAUAAAAAAAUAAAAUAAAAUUCUAUUUGUUUGCGUGUCGAACCCCGCAGGCCUCCAGCGGGCUCAUGGAGAGCGGAGCCCCGCUUGUCCGCACUGGGGGCAGGUUGUUCGGAUGCCUCUCGCCGCAGCAGCGCCGUUAGACGUUCUCGCUCGGGAUUAAUUGGUUGACCGAUGGCUCCAAAACAUGCGCUCCUCUCCGGCAGCGGCCCCAGGGUUGGAGGGGUAAAUAACACGGGGGACCCCCGCUCUUCCUCUACGGCGGCAUGGACCCUGGGUGCGGGUACGACGGCCGUCUGUUCGCCGAGGAACGGGAAGAGGACGCGAGCCCCGGACGGGAUGCUGGCCCGGCGCUUGGUGACCGUCGGCGCGGUGCUGAUGCUGAUGCUGCAGAGCUCUUUGGCCGCUGACGGUAAGACACCGAUGCUGUGUCUUUAUUAUCCAACCUCUGAGGGAGGUCACCAGGAGUCAAUGGGACGGGCUGUCAUGCCUCUGGGCCCCGAGGCGCCCUCCAACCUCUCAGCCAUCCCCCUGACUGGAGACACAGCUGGGGCGAAAGACAAAGACGCCGGACCCAGACGUUGGCCAGAGGAAAAAGUUUUCACUGAGGCCCGAGCAGCGGUUUGGACCGAAACAGAAACAGAAACAGGGGUGCACGCGGGGGUGGAUGGCACACUCUUUGCGGAGACCUUGGCUAAAGUUGGGUCUGAAUGGAGUCCCGUGGAUGCGGAGGGAGGAGGCCUGCAGAGCGUGCCCAGGAACCCGGCUCCCUGGCCGGGGCAGCAGAGGCAGCAGAGGCAGCAGAGGCAGCGGAGGCAGCAGAGGCUGCAGACUCGCGGCGAGGGCCAAAGAGAGCGGACAGCCCUCUCAUCGGUCCCCACCGAUGAGACAGCGGAGCCGCCGGCACCAGCGCCGAGAAAACCUUUAGGGCUGCUGUCUAAAGCUGCUUGGACCAAAGGCACUUAUUCAUCCUCAUCCAAGGCUGCCUCCUCUUCCUCCUCCUCCCCAGCUACAACAAAGGGAUCCUCUUUGCCCUCCUCCUCCUCCUCUCCAGCCAGCAAAAGAGACAGUCAGACAGCAAGACCAGACAACGUCUCCCUGGUUGUCGACAACAGCAACUCCUCCAGCAGCAAUAGCAGCUUCAGUUUGGAGGAGUCGGUGAGCAGCCGGCCGGCCUGGGAUCUCCCCACCGUCCCCGAGUCACUCCUGUCCACAGUGGGCGACCACGACGUCACACUUCCUGCCAACGUCACCAGCCCUUUCUCCACCCACCAGUGGAACACCACCAUGCCCGUGCGCACCAGAAACACCUCACGGCACACGGCCACAUCAACCACCACCGUAAACACACCACUGUCACCCACCACCACCACCACCACCUCAACUUCACCGUUAUCCACCACAGCGAGAGCACAAACACCAUCGGGAUCCAGUACAGUUUCUCAAACCACAAGCCCGGACACUGUGACCAAUGAGGGCCUUCAGCUGACGACUGUAACCACAACGCCCUCAACUACCACUCUUACUGUGACCGCCGCUGAGAUGACGACACAGGCGGCGACCACUGGGAGCGAUGUAACAGUAUCAACAAAUACUACCACCGCUGCUACAAACGCCUGGCUGACAACAAGCCUCAAACUGACCACAGCGGCUCAGCCAACAACCACCACUACAACCACACCUGCCACUACCACCACCACUACUACGAUCCCCCCGACCACCACCACCACCACCACUACUACGCUUCCCACCACUACUACAACCACUACACCUGCAACUACUACUACUGCUGCCACUACCACUACUACCACCACUACAAUCACAACAACAAAGGAACCUGCCACCACUCUCUUCAUCCCGAUUGAAACCACGCCGCCUCCCACCACGACCACUGAACCUCCAUCCAGUACCAGCGCAGAGGAAAGUCCUCUACCAUGCAACGUGACCGAGAAGUUCUGGGUCAGAACAGUUCUAUCCAUUGAGCUGCGUAGGAACUGCCUGGAUCUGAUCCUGAAACAGAACCUCUCCAAAGGACUAAGCCACGCCCUGCAGAGAGCCCUGAAUGACUCAACAGCCAAUGCACAGGUGGAACACGACGACUGCAGCCCCCACAACGUAACGUUGGGUUACUACGUGAUCAGCGGCAAGACCGUCUACAUUUCUUCCCGGGUGGUCGAGGCGCUGCACGUUUACGGUUUUGACAAGCUGCUGUCGGACAUCAGGCAGCACACCCCGUUGGUCAAGGCGGUCCUGGUUCCCGUGGCAGCCUGGGUCCCUGCUCCAAGCAUCCACCUGCAGCUAAAAACAGUGUUGAGGUUCGUCGGCCCAACAGACAACAUCUACUCCUGCAGUUUCGUCCAGAUGUUGGAGCAGCGGCUGGAAAACGCCUUCGACGAGGCUCAGGACAAAGUGCUGGAGACCUACAACAGGCUCACCGUGGAGAUCCAGAGCGUAUCCCAGGAGCCGGGCUCUCCGUCUGUCUCGCUGGUGUAUGUGGUGAGGAACCAGGAUGCCAUUCUCAACGGGACGAUCUCCAGCGGGCUCCUCAACCAGCUGACCGCGGAGCUGGUGGGAUACUUUCUGUUCUACCCACCCAUGGUCAUCGCUGAGCCCCUUGAAUACCAUAAUCUUAACACAUCGAUGGUGACUAAGAACUAUUGGGUGAUAACAGUGAUCCAAGAUGUGGAGAGCUCCUCACUGGAGGCCAACUACCAGAGCUUUGCCAGUCUGAUGGAGCAGCGGCUGGCUGAGCUCUUCCUGGUAGCCGGCAGGCAGGGCCCUCGGACGGCACGACCUCGGCGGGCCACCACCGUGGGGAGCUACACUGUGCAGAUGGUGAGCAUGCGUCGGCUGCCUGGUCCCAAGAACCCAGCAGAGAUGACCUACUACACCCAGCUGAACGGGGCACCCGUGACUGGAUCCACCGCUGCCAAGACCCUCAGCAGUCUGGACUCCCAGACCAUGGCUCUGACACUGGGAUACUUCGUGCAAGUGCAGGCCGAACCUGUGGUAAAGACGCCGCCCACCAACCUGUGGAUCAUGGCCGUACUGACGCCUCUCUUCCUGUUGAUGGUGGUGAUCGUCAUGGUGUCCUUCAUUCUGUGCAAGAGGAACAGGGUCAUCUUCAAAACUGGCGCCUUCAGGAACUUCAAAACGCGCUCCAAGACCUCAUAUCGAAGGGAGGGCAGUUACCACCACCAGCCUGUCCAGGGCUUUGACUACGCCAAGAAGCACAUGGGUCGAACCGGUGACGACGCAGUCUCCGUCACCAAGGAGACGCUGGUGCUGGGGCUGCCUGUACGAGAUGCUCCACUGUCGCUGUCAUUAGAUAAGAAGGUCCACCAGGACGGGACCGCCAGCAAGAGGCCUCCAUCUGCUGACAUACACAAAGGAGGGCGGUUGCCAAGCGAGGAGGAGGGCUCGGUGUCAAGUAGCGGCUCCGGGAAGCUGAACACGAGCAAGAGCUCCUCGGCCCGAAGGACGGCGACCGGCAGCAGCAGCAAGAACGGCAAGGAGGAGCUCCACAAGAGGAGCACCAACGACCCGUACGAAGACCAUUCUGGCUCUCUGCGUCUCAUCACCAUUAAACCCAUGACUGCUCAGCCAACCUACUCCUACCCCACCGCCUCAUCCCACAGCCAAGACUCUGUAGUCCUCAACGGGGAGGCAAACCAUAGCGGGCUGAAGCAGAAGUCGGACAUCGAGCAGUACAGGAACAAACUGCGCCAGAAGGCCCGGAGGAAGGGCUACGGAGAGUUCUCUCUGUCCGAGACCGGCAGCCACGGUUACAGUCACCGCAACGCCAGGCACGGUCGGCACGACAACGGGCUCAAGGAGCCAAUGACUGCUGAGGAGAAGAGGGCCUCUUUCGCAGGAUGUCAUAAGAGGUACUCCCACCCACGGGAGCCCGCCUAUUGGAGCCGGCAGUCUCUGUGCAGCCCAAGCCCAGUAGAGACAGAGAUGGACCUGCUGGUGCUGAGAGAAAGAUCCAGGAGGGGCAUCCGAAACAACGGCUACGAUGGCGAGCCAGAACCGUUUGUGGAGACCAACAUGGACCGUCUGAUGAGCUCCCUGGGUUAUGGAGGCGGGUCCACUGACACCGGGACUGGCAGCCUGGGGGUGAAAGCUCACCGUGGCUCCGACUCCUCCACACUCAGCUCCCAGCCAUCCAUUGAUGAGGUCCGCACGCAGAUGCACAUGUUGCUAGGCAACGCCUUCAGUCUGGCGCCUCCGGACCACGACCCCCCUUCUCCGCCGACCAACCACCACCGUCAUCACCACCAUGCCCACAGAGCCUACAACCCGUCCCACACCAGCCACUACAGUGACGGGGUGACCAGCGCCCCAGGGACCAUGAACCAUCCCUGUGGAGGCAGGCAGAGGAGUGCAGGAUACGAGGACAUGCACCAGUGUAGCCUGCCCAAACCGGGUUUCCGGUUCACCCAGCUUCCUGAUAUGGGCAUCGGGUCUCCCCCGCCGCUGAUCCCCUCAAGACCAGGACCGCCACCCGGGACCUCUUUGCGACGUUCCACCCCCGAUGUUAGUCUGAAGCCCCGUGUGUCAGAGUCCUUAGACCUGCAGGCCCAGCAGCACAACGGUGCCCCCUAUAUGCCGCUGUCCAGGACGCCCUUCCCCGCUGUCACCGUCGACCAGUCCAUCACCACCUACUCAGGAAACCCAAUAACAGCAGUCUACGCUAUAUCUGCCAACCACCCGGGUUACUCAGACUACUUUGUCAUGUCACCGCCGUCCUCGUACCAUAGCCCGUCCUGGAUGUCCUACCCACCCGAGCCAGAAGACCUGCCGCGGCAGUGGAACGACACACCGAACUCGCGUCAUCUUGAAACCAUCUGCUGAAGUCAUCUGCCUGUGACACUGAGUGGGAACUGAUAGCUUGGUGUCUCUUUGGAUUGGCAGAGGACCUCCCUCUCACCACAAACUCUGGAGCUUUAUCACCACUCCUACACUUCAGCCCGGCCCGGCCUUCCUCCUGUCUGAUUUAAUCAUCACCGCCCCCUCGGUAUCCCCAGCCGACCCCUACUCUCCACUGGGCCGGCUCAACGCGUUUCUCAUCCUCUACAACUCCUCUGCCCCAUGAGCGCCUUCACCUCCCUGUCCAAAGCUCUGCUUGUUCAGCCGUAAUUCUCUCUCUUUCUGCAUUCUCGCUCUGCUUCCUGAGCCCCGUCGACUCACUGGCCCUCACUGGCCCCUCUGGAGCCAAUAGUCACCAUCUCUAAGUAGACUGCCUCCUCUGUGGGGACCACCGUUGUACAGAAAGAGGCCCCCUCACACUGCUGAACUGAACUGAGCUGUGCUGCGUGAAGCUUGUACCGUGCUUCCCUGAGUAAUGCCACACACGUGUGCAGUGUGGAUGAACAGGGUGAGUACAGUACAUUGUGACAUACAGGGCCAACUUUCAACGCAGUUCUCCGCCCCAGCAAUCAUCAUACAGUAACUGCCAUCUGCCCAGCACACAAUGGUACACAGCGCUGCAUUAUCAGUACGGUAGUGCCCCAGCCGUGGGCAGUAGUCCGCUCGUCCUCUGGAACUGGACUGGACCAUCCUGGACUUGUCUCUGAUUUCCACCAUAAAGCCAGGAAAGCUGUACUGACUUAAAACUGUGUGUAUUUUUUUGUCGAUGAAUCCAAAUUCCUACUGUAUGUAAACAUUCUACAGCUGGUUAAUAUGUGUAUUUUAAACUUAAGUGAGAAAAAAAAAUGAUUUAAGGAAAAGGGGAAAAAAAAACCUCUUGUCUUGAGCCGUCUCAAUUUCAGUUUUUGGACAUUUAUGUGCGUUUGUCUUUUACUUUUGUGCAUUGAUUGUUAUCAAUGGAUUACUGUACAAAAAAAAAAAACGUAAUGAGUGUUUCUCUUUCACUCACCUUUAUUCAAGGCAAAAAAAUAUAUAGUUCAUUCUUCAAAACAGAGAAAUCGGCGGCUUAGUUGUCCGUGGUUAUGAUGACAUUUCUGUACUUUAAAAAAAAGAAUGACUUUGUUUACUUAUUUCCUUCAUCAGAUUCAGUAGUAAAAAACAGGAAUACGUCACUAUGUUCCGUCGAUCAUCCGAUGAUGACGUUUUUGUCUGCUGAUCAUUAGGCAGACCUGGGUCGACUGCUCUAAUUAAAAUCCAAUCACGUGCAGUUCUGUGUUUUGUAGCUUUGCAGCCGCUGCAGAGUUUGUUUUGCUCCUCAAGUUAAAGAUUUAAAAAAAAAAAAUCACUGACUACAUGAUGACUUGGAUUUGAACCUAUUCCAAUUCUGGUCUGACUCAGGUCUGUUGAGAUUAUGUGAACACACCAGUAUUCUUAGAAAAGCAGUUAUUUUACUUGAAAGGUGUCUACUGUGUUCUACUGUAUAACGAUUUGACUUUUGGUUUGUUUUGGUCUUGAUGAAGAGGGAUGCGUAUUUGGUCACUGGACUAUGGUUUAGUACUGUUCAAGAGACUUGCCGGGCUCAGAUGAGCUGCAUAUGUAACGAUUAAGUGUAAUACUGUACAUAGCAGAUGAUUUAACGAAGAGAUUUAUGCAAGUACUGUGGGAGGGAUAAUACUGCGCUUGACAUUUUUCUGAUGCCAUUUUUCCUUCCUUUUGUUUCCACUGCGUUUUGUAGGGGGGGGACCUUCUGAAGGAUGCACGCCUCAUUUGGAUCAUCUUUUUUUUCCCAAUCUAUAAAGGAACAGAUGGAGUGUUUCGAGUGACAUGCAGUAAAAAGGCAGAUCUUACCCUGCAUUUACAGUUUUCUUUAUUCUUGAACAAAGCUAAAAUAGCCAUAAUAGUUGAAAUAAUGUAAUUGUUUUAGUACAAAGAAUGUCACAGUCUAAAUUAUAUUCACCCUCAUUUUUUCUGAGGAGAACUGGAAUUGUGCAAGCACGCUGUAUUUAAGGCUCCUCAUCACUUAGAUGUACCAGAGGAGAUUAUAGCCAUUUGUUAACUUCACCAAGAUAUACAGUGUUAUGUUAAAAGUGGCAAAUGAAACCAAAUGGCAGUAUAUCAGAUAGGAAAUGAUGAGGCGAGGAACAGAGAUAUACUAUGGAUAGAAAUAGUGAAGCUAGUAACAUGAAAUGAGCACUUUUAUAAAGAGCCCAAACCUUGGCAGAAACGAGCAAACUUUGGGAUUGCUUUUAACUAAGCCGGAAACUGUAAAUGCAUAAUCAAAGCAGAAAGGUUUUGAAUGAUCUUUUUUAAAGCUAAUUUACAAUCUAUGUACUUUUUUUUGGGAUCCCUAGACGGGGCCGUAGCUACCGGUGACCACACACAUGACGUGUGCGCAGAAUCAAGUUAGGGAACGGGACCGGAGUUUACAUAAUAGAAUAAGACAAAAGUUAUGCACAAGUUGAUAUUUUUCAUAAAUUCUUAAAUGUAGCAUUGAAACAGCAUUGCGAGAGCUAGGUAGGGAGAUACAACUUCCAGAAAUCUUUUUAGGCAUUUAAAUUGAUACAUUAAGGGAACAUUUCCAGAAAAUGUCUUAGGGGAAAAGGGUCGUAUUAGGAGACUUUGUACCGUUGACCUUGGUAUUUCUACAAUCCUGGCUACGGCCCUGCCUCUAUUUGACUUGAAGUUUAAAUUCCUCCAUUCAAUAUCUACAUCCAUUUAACCUGAAGUAGCACGGGUACAAAGUCGUCUUUUCCAGCUCAGCCAAGUGUUUAAAAUGACCGCCCAUUUUUAAAUCCAGGCCUGCACAUGACGAAUAUUAGACGUGGCUAGUAAAGAAAGCAAAGGUAUGAGAUGACGGUGCUGGACCAUUAUGAGUGCACAUGGUGCUAUUAGUGUUUUUAAUCAUCAUCAUCAUCAUCCUCUUCAUCACUGGAGAUCUGCAGCAACAAUCAUACUCGGUGUACAAACUCAUGUGGUCGAAACGAGAAAAAAAAAAACUUCCACUCAAUCAUUCCGUUUGACUCCAUGUUGAAGAGAGCGGGCAGGUGGGUUUUUGGUUUUUAAGCAGUGAUUUUAAGAAGGGAGACUUGAUGCUAUGCUAUAAAUUGAUGUGCAAUGUUUGUGCUUUACACGGGUAGCGGCGAGAUGCUUUUUUUGACGAUGGACUCUGGGAUGGACUGACAGCCAAUAGUUCUUUCUCUGCCGUUUGAGCCGCGUCACAAUGCUGUGACAUCGUGGCGGCGCUGAUGAUGUCACGCUGUCGUUGAUGAAGUCACAGUGGCGACAACGAUGAAUGCUGUUGGAUGUAGUUAUGCAGAAAACGUUUUGGUGAAAUUCAAACAAUAAAGACAAAUUACAAUUCU